Molecule: messenger RNA, 648 nt
Organism: Saccostrea cuccullata (small rock oyster)
Lineage: Eukaryota; Metazoa; Mollusca; Bivalvia; Ostreida; Ostreidae
Exons: 1
Coding region: 1-648 (215 amino acids)
Biological process (GO): DNA catabolic process
Cellular component (GO): cytoplasm
Molecular function (GO): nucleic acid binding; 3'-5'-DNA exonuclease activity
Source: RefSeq, a predicted model, not a curated record
AUGGGACAGCUCACUCUUCAUGGAGAACCUGUGCCUUCAACGUGUCAAGUCGAUGGUUUGACCCAGUUUGUAGACUUUGUUAGAGGUUGUGAAUCAAAACCAGUCAUUGUUGGACACAAUAUUCAAAACUUUGAUCUUCCAAUUCUCCAGUAUCAUUUGCAGAGACAUGGUUUACUUAAACAAUUUGUUGAAAAUGUUUUAGGUUUUUUAGAUACAUAUAAACUUGCAAAGAAAGUUUUCGACAAGAAAACAAUGGGGGAUUUUAAGCAAGAAACCUUAGUCAGAUUGUGUCUUGGGAAAAGUUAUGAUGCACACAAUGCUCUAUCUGAUGUUUGUAGUUUACGCGAACUGUACGAGUCAAAUUUAGCAUUCAAAUGUGAAGGUUCAGAUAUAUUUACCAUGAAUUAUUACAGUGUAAAGUCCUCAUUAGUUCCACUGGUACAAGGCAAUAUAGUAUCUACACUGAUCUCUAACAGGCUUACAGCUAACAAUCUAAGCCUAAACAAACUUAAACUUAUACAUAAGCGUGACCCCCAUAGUGGGAUUCAGACUGUCUUUAGUGAGGUUGUAUCUGGUUCAAAGACACCAAGAAUAACAAAGUCGCAGAAAAUCAUUGGCAAAGUUGUUGAGUAUUUGAACUCUUUAUAG